Messenger RNA from Porites evermanni, 2907 nucleotides. The record is from the annotation of a GenBank genome assembly. NCBI's taxonomy places the organism in Eukaryota, Metazoa, Cnidaria, Anthozoa, Scleractinia, Poritidae.
AUGAUGAAGAUUUUAGCGGUGAUUUUAAUUUUCUGCGCUUUAACCAGCGCUAAACCUAAAUUGACGAACUUCAGAACCGUGAAUCAAGAUCCUGUGGAGGAAAUUGAAGGCUUAUUGGAAGGUACUUAAUGAUAACCAUAUAUCACUUGUUUGCUCUUAAAAUUGGUGUGCCACAAUACUUAAAACAUAAAAUCCAGCAUAAAAUUUGCUCAAUGGAAUCGAUUCUUUUUGAGAAGCUUAAAUGAGUAAUUCAGCGCAAGGUUUUUGGCAUGCCAGUUAUUUGGUUUUAGUUGAAUUCGUAUCAUUUUACGCUUGAUUUAUAAUUUGCUACAAAGAAAAAAAGAAUGAAGGCUUAAAGACAGAUAUUAGUAGCUGAAAAAUCUUCAGACUGAAAAUAACUAAAAGAUGAGCUGAAUAUACGAGAAAAUGACCCUUUAUACCCGUUCGAGUUUUAAUUUUAUGCUCUAAACCGUAAUCGAUUAUAGGGCGGCAAUUGCAAAAUCACUGUUAUCGCGUAACGACUCGCAUACUACAAAUUUGCUCAUUUUGAAAACAGAAAGUUGUAGUGUUGUUGUUUUGCUGUUGAUACACUGAUGAGUUAGCCUUGUAAGUUGCAAUCACUUCCUCAUGCAACUAUUUAGUACUUGCUUCGAAUCUCAUUACAUCAUGAGUAGCAAUGGAAUAUACCGCGGUGAUAAACAAAACCAAGUUAACUUAAAUUAACUAAGAAAACGGUCCAACCAAAUGAGUCACAAAAUGGAAUUUGGACUGAGCUUUUAUUAAAAUAAAAAAUUUUUGGUCCGUUUUGUGUUCUCUACUGAAUUCUGGGGGUUUUAGUCCUCUCUUGAACUCGCUCGAACCCAAAGGGUUAAAUUGAUUGCUGAUUCGUCUUUCACUAUUAAAUAACAACCAAGAGACUGUAUUAAAUAACCCAAUAAAGUAUAUUUGAUAACAAGAUCAGUAUGGUCUAUAAUAAGUUUCCUAACGUUCGCUGUCUUAUCUGAGUAGCUUUGAACAAAAACGCAAAAAAGCGAAUUCAUUUAUCAACUAGAAAAUUUUCCGCUUUUCACACUUGAACAAACAUACGUUCUUUCUGAAAAUUGUUUCAUUAUUUGGCUGGUUCCACGAGUGUGCAAGACAAAUCGAAGCGAAUCCUGUCUUCUACCCGACCGUACUAAGGUGGGCCUGUCUUGCCCACUUUUAUUUGUCUCUCAAGGAGAGAUUUUGGUUUGGCCAUACGAUAAAUCCUUUAUUGGCCAAGCUUGUGCAGUCAGGAUGGCUGAAUAUUGGACUCCUUCGUUUUUAUAUGCUUCACUUGAGUUCAUAACAUAGCAAAAAGCUUGGCCAAUAUCUAGGGAUAUUAACCUAACACGUGGUCAAGUGGGCGUAGUUCUCAUCAUCAGCCAUGCAUAAAACAGCGUAACUGACAAAGGACAAGCCUAAAUUAAAAUAUAUAUGCCUGGAUUUUUGAAAACCGGCUUAGCAAAAAAAGUCAACUCGUUCUACUACUUGGCAAUUUAAAACAAUAAGACAUCAUUCAAAGGGCGAUUAAAAGCCUUUAUCUGACGCAGGGCAGUGAGUUAGUGGUUACUAGAAGCAUAGUUAUUAGAGGAGACUGGUUAUGAAAAGCGGCAAACAUCAAUGAUAAAAACAACAGUGCUGCAGUUUAUGUUGGAAGCACCCUGAAAGUGCACAAUCCUUUGUUUUCUGUUGAAAAUUGUCACGGAAUAAAUUAAUGCAACGUUUUUAUUGGUCAAUACAAUCAAAAUGAUAGGAAUUCUUUUGAACGUUGUGCACUUUCAGGUCCACAAAAACAUAUAACAAAGGAGUCUGACGGGUUUCAUAACCAUUCCACUCAAUUAACUAUGCUAGAAGCAAUCAACGGGUCUAAAAUAGAAAUUCGCGAAAUUCUGUCUACAGGCACUUCGCCACAAAUCCCUAACCACAAAACGAACAAAAAAAGGCAUAAGCAAACAACUCAGUAAAGAAGCUAUUAGACAGGGGAAGUUAAGAGAAAUUACAAAAUGUUUGCUAACCCGGUUUUCAUAACUCCAGGUACUCAUACACGUUUGUCGUUUCCUUAGGGCAGAGGCCUCUUACAAGGGAAAAAAGGCCUCUGCUAUCGGUGUAAGUCUAACCUGAGAUCAGGCCCAACUUUAGCAGCUUCCAUACAUUCUCUUUAGCCUCCCACGCAGACAUUUUUAGGGGUUCGUCACGCGUUCCUACGGCUUUAACGAGCCUCUAAGAACGUUUGCUUUAGGGAGGCUACUAACAUUCUCUCUUACUUGAUCGCGUUUCGUUGCGCCUUUCCCGCCAGAAUUUUAUUUACCAAGCGAAACGAAAAUAGGGCCUGAUCUCAAGUUAGCUUAGUGUAAGUUAGAUAAUCAUUUAAUGCAUUGGACGAAGUUAGUUAGUUAAUCUCAGCAUUUAUGUGGCCUUAGAGGCAGUAGAAAUGGGGGAGGGAGGGAAGGGAGAGCAGUGAACGAUGAAGUUCAAUCAUAGCAAAGACGAGAAAUGUACCUUUUAUUCACAGAUGAAACAAAAAUCACUGAGCCUCUCGGGUCGGAUGCUACAGAUGAAGUGAAGGAAGUUGUCGAUAAUACUGCGACAUUUGGUGAUGAGCUGAAUGACCACAGUGAGGGAGGCGAGGGAGAGGAAGGAUCUGGGGUGAAUCCAGCAGGCGCCGGCGGACAACGUCCCAGCCCCCAUCUAAAAUUAUUGAUCUGGAAAUGUGCUUAUAUUUGUCAUCGUCACUUUAAACAUCUUUCAUUUAAAGGGUGCGUUCGUGAUUGUGUAUAUCUACACAUCUAUUGCCACGCCCACCCAUCGAAGUGCUCUAAGAAAACAUCAGCGGAUGAGGAGCAAGAAGGCAUGCCUUUUGUUGAAAAGGAGUCCGCUGAUGCUUGA